UAAUGUCUUGGUUUACAUCAUCAGUAGGAAGCGGUACACAUACCUCUGUGGUCCUCUUUAUAGGGGCUUUUAAAAUGAAUUCCUCUACUUACAGCCUUGCAGAAAUUCAGCAGCGGAUAGAUGAAGUCAAUCGGUUUCUAUCUGUAACGCUUGGCAUCGCUAAUGCGCACACUGUGGAGUUUUACACUCACGACGUGUGGAAACGGUUCAUGGCGGUGUCUCCGGAGGAGGUCCUGUCAGCUGUCAUUUCUGAUCUUGACCAGCAGAUGGAGCCAAAGUUGAAUGAAACGGAAAAUUCAAGGAUCAUGUUUGGGUUUUGUAUCGAUUCUAAGCAGCUGGUUGAUAUCCACAAACUGUUGCUGGCAGCAAAGACCCAUUCUCUCUCUGGUCUAGGGGUGUGUAUGAGCAGGGAUGAGCUACUGAAGGAUCUGAGAGGCAACACAUCACAGUCUGCAGAGACUGGAGCAGAGCUGGAAGCAGAUGAGUUCAUGAACUCUAAGAAAUCCCAUGAAGUCCAGUGCAUGUCUGAGGUAGUGGCCUGUUUGGCCCAGCAUUGUGGAGUCAAGCAGGUGAUCGAUGUAGGAUCAGGGAAGGGCUACUUGAGCUCUUUCUUGUCCCUGCAGUAUGGCCUUCAAGUGUUUGGCAUUGACUCAUCCAGCACCAACACCCACGGUGCUCAGGAGAGGAACAGGAAGCUGAAGAAGUUCUCCCGAGCAUACCAGAAGCAUACAAAAGCAACAAGGAGCCGAACAGAGGCUGCACACUCACGUCAAGAGGAGAAAGUAAAAAUAAAACCUGAGCCGAAUGAGGACAAAGAUGCUUUAUGUGAUCGUUUGGCAGGAAGUGGGUCACAGGAGGAGGAGAAGGUGUCAAUCAGCUCUUUGCACAUCAACCCUGCUGUGGAAACGCAGUCUGAGCUAAUAUCAGAAACAGGAGAGCCUUUCUUUAGCGUCCUGUCAGCAGAUGUGAUGGACUCGUCACCCCCCAGAGUUCCCCCGAGUCAGCUCAGCUCUGAAGAGAAGGAGAGGAGGAAGAGGGAGAACCUGGAGAGGAAAGCUCAAAGCAGAAAAGAUGGCACCAGCGGUGUGUUUUCACCUCUCACAUCAUUUGUCACGGCACAAACGGAGCUGCGAGAGCUCAUCUCUGAGCUGAAGGAUGCUGUCGUGGUCGGCCUGCACACGUGUGGAGACCUGGCUCCCAGCACACUGAAGAUGUUUGUGGAUAAACCAGAGCUGGCUGCAGUCUGCGGCAUUGGCUGCUGUUAUCACCUUCUGUCUGAGGAGUUUGACCCUUCUGGCCAUGAGUGUUCGCAGACGGCGUGUGGUUUCCCCCUCAGUCAGUACCUCCGCCGUCAGUCCUGCUUCUGCGGCAGAAAUGCCAGGAUGUCAGCAUGUUUGGCUCUGGAGAGGGUUUCACUCGGCCAGGGGAUUCAGAUGGAGUCUUUGUUCUUCAGAGCCGUGCUGCAUGUUCUUCUGAGGGACCACUACAGCUCCUAUAAAAGUGAAAAACGAGUUGGGAAUGUUUAUUCCAAGACAAAAUCCUUUGUGGACUACGUCCGUCGGGCGCUGCGCAGGCUGGAGUUGGAUGACUCAAAGCUCUCAGACGGAGAAAUUCAAAGCUACCAGGACGCGUACCGAGCUCGGAUGGAGGAGAUGCACGCCUUUAACAUGUUGAAGGUGACCCUCGCGCCGUGUAUUGAAGGUCUGAUUCUUCUGGAUCGCCUCUGCUACCUUAAAGAACAGGACGGCGUAUCCUCUGCUCUGGUGCAACUGUUUAACCCCCUGCUGUCCCCAAGGUGCUACGCACUCAUCGGACUUAAGAGUCAUGCAAACGCAACAAGCUGAGGAACGGAGACACACACACACACACACACACACACACACACACACACACACACACACACACACACACACACACACACACACACACAUGCCACCUGUAAUUUAUUGAAUUAUAGGCUUUCUGGUUAUUUUCUUUGUGAUUUUGUGAAAACAUUUGAUUUUAGGGAACACCAAGGCCUUCAAAGGUCUUGCUGGAUUUUACUGGAUGACAUUUAGAAACCCCGUUUUCCCCUUCUAAUAAAAAUGUAAAGACAAAUCUUUAUUUUUCUUAAAGUAAAUUUAGAGUAAAUGCUUUUAUGACUUAAUAUGUUUGGCCAGGAAUGACAGAUGAGACAUAAAAUUAGCUUAACUUGAUGUGUGCUUGUUGGAAAAAGUUGCAAAUGAACUGUUAUUUUUAAAUCCUGCAUGGAUGCAAGUUUCACGCAUCACUAAAAUAUUUACAGAUUUAUAGAUUCUGUUUUUAACAUUAACUCAGGGCAUGUACUGAAAGAGGUCCAGAUUUCACCAGAAAUAAACUAAAAGAAGGAACGAGGAGCUUCGAAGAUGUUCA
Molecule: messenger RNA, 2391 nt
Organism: Nothobranchius furzeri (turquoise killifish)
Lineage: Eukaryota; Metazoa; Chordata; Actinopteri; Cyprinodontiformes; Nothobranchiidae
Gene: mettl25
Product: methyltransferase like 25
Source: RefSeq, a predicted model, not a curated record